GAGGACACGAGAACUUCCGCAAGAUGAUCGACGAGGCGGAACCGCUGGGCUACCCCGUGGUGGUGAAGAACGCACGUGGUCACAGAGGUCAGUCUGACCGCGACCAUCCCUCCCCUCACCUCUCUCACCCCUCUCUUUAAUAACAGAACCGGCCCAGGCCUCUCGGUUUAUGCAAAACUGUUUCUCGAAUCCUCUUACACCAUUGUGUGCGUGGCCAACAGCACCUCGGUCCACCCAUAUAAGGAAUUUAACAAAGGGGUGCUAAGUGGUUAUGUCGUCGUGAAAAGGAAAGCACAGAGUACACAUCUUUGACGGCUUAUUUAAACCUUUUGUAUCACCCUCGCUGAUUUUUCCAAAUUUACUUCUCAUUUAAAGUAGGAUUGCCAGAUACGUUUUUGAACCCUAUAACUUAUGUUUAAGUUAGUAAAGAGAUUGAACCCUGGCUAUUUCACAGAGGACUCCUGGCCCAUCAACUUUUCAGUCAUAGACACUUUACUUGGUCUCCCAGUUGGUCUCCCAUUGUCCGUAUAGAUAAGUCUCCCGAGUGGUGCAGUGGUCUAAGGCACUGCAUCGCAGCUCUAGCUGUGCCACUAGAGAUCCUGGUUCGAAUCCAGGCUCUGUCGUAGCCGGCCGUGACCGGGAGACCCAUGGGGUGGCGCACAAGUUGUCCAGGGUAGGGGAGGGAAUGGCCGGCAGGGAUGUAGCUCAGUUGAUAGAGCAUGGCGUUUGCAACGUCAGGGUUGUGGGUUCGAUUCCCACGGGGAGCCAGUAUGAAAAAAUAAUGUAUGAACUCAAGUUGCUCUGGAUACAAGCGUCUGCUAAAAUGUAGAUAACAAUAGACUUUGGGUUACUGUCUAUCAAGAAAGGGCAUUGUAAACACUGGAAUGGCCACUGACAUUUGAUUUUGUAAUUACAAAAAAAGUACCCCUGGACGACGCUGGGCCAAUUGUGCGCCGCCCAUGAGUCUCCAGGUCGCGGCCGGCUGCGACAGAGCCUGGAUACGAACCGGGAUCUCUAGUGGCACAGUUAGCACUGCGAUGCAGUGCCUUAGACCACUGCGCCACUCCACCAUUCUCUUUUACGUUUUACUUUGUAUAAAGAAGCUGUUAUGGGACUGUUUUACUUACUGUAACUUUAUUAAUAAUUACAUUUAUUGUAAGGGAAAUUAAAACAUGCUAUGUGUUGCAGUAGGCCUUUAGAAUAAUGCAAAACAUAUCCUUGACUCUAUCCAACUUGAUGAGCGGGAAACAAACGAUGUCAGUCAGCCUUCACAGCCGGCCCAUCGAAACUACACCUAAACUAUACAGAAACUAGUUUCACACAUAAUAAGAGUUAGCCUAUAGAGAAGAUGGACAAUAAUCUGAUGAGUGACAAUAUUAGGCCUAUCAAUUGUCAAAUUGAACAUGAAGAGAUGGGCCUUACUUGUAAUUUACAGAUGUACGGAAAGGAUCGUCCUCCUUCAGAGUCAUAUGCAGGUGAAAUGUUGUGAUUUCUAUAUAGUAUCAGAAAGAGCAUAUUUUGCCGUUUCUAUUACACUUACCUUUGUCAAAUAACUCAUAAUUCAAGAGGUGCAGAUUUCACUUUUUCCAAGAAUAUUCGUGCUGUCCAUGCAUUCAGCAAAUGACCAAUCGCGUGGCAGCAUUGCUCUGGCUGCUAAGCAAAAAGUAGUAACAUAAUAAACGUACAAUUUAAAUAUGCUAUUUAUCUAUGCAAUUCAUCCUUUACAAUUGUUCAUGCACUGGUGCUUUUGUUUAGGAAUACAGCAAAUAAUUUCACCGGUGCACCUGCCUGGUUAUAUUAUUAUUAUAUUUUUCCUUUCUACUUUGUCAAAACUCUAUUACUAAUCAAAUCUACAAAGUUGAUCAAAUGGAUUACACUGUAAUGUUUUUAUUGUGAGGGAAAUGAGAAUAGGCUAUCGGCCAAAGUUUUUUUUGAAGGACUUUGUAGAAUUUUACAAAACAUAUCCUUGACUCUAUGUAAACAAAUAACUGUUGUAUUUCUUUAUGCAAUUAAUCCUUUAUAAUCGUUUAUGCAUUAUUUAUCAAGCAAUGUUGCUUAUGUUUGCUGCACCUUGCAGGUUGAUAUGCAAUCUGAUGCAUAUGCUAAAGGAGACGCCCGGCAACGUUCUCUAGUGGGUACUUACAGUGAGGGAAAAAAGUAUUUGAUCCCCUGAUUUUGUACGUUUGCCCACUGACAAAGAAAUGAUCAGUCUAUAAUUGUAAUGGUAGGUUUAUUUGAACAGUGAGAGACAGAAUAACAAACAAAAAAUUCAGGAAAACGCAUGUCAAAAAUGUUAUAAAUUGAUUUGCAUUUUAAUGAGGGAAAUAAGUAUUUGACCCCUCUGCAAAACAUGACUUAGUACUUGGUGGCAAAACCCUUGUUGGCAAUCACAGAGGUCAGACAUUUCUUGUAGUUGGCCACCAGGUUUGCACACAUCUCAGGAGGGAUUUUGUCCCACUCCUCUUUGCAGAUCUUCUCCAAGUCAUUAAGGUUUCGAGGCUGACGUUUGGCAACUCGAACCUUCAGCUCUCUCCACAUCGCCCAACAUCAGUGCCCGACCUCACUAAUGCUCUUGUGGCUGAAUGGAAGCAAGUCCCCGCAGCAAUGUUCCAACAUCUAGUGGAAAGCCUUCCCAGAAGAGUGGAGGCUGUUAUAGCAGCAAAGAGGGAACCAACUCCAUAUUAAUGCCCAUGAUUUAUGAAUGAAAUGUUUGACGAGCAGGUGUCCACAUACUUUUGGUCAUGUAGUGUAGUCAGGCUGCACACUAGAAAAAGGGUGCCUCUGAGCACAUUUGAAAGGGAGCACCAUCCCCCAAAGAAACCCCUCACUUUCCCCAAAUCAACCAAACUAUCCUGGAGGGGCAAUUAGGCUACCUGUCCUUUUGUUAGAAUAGAUCUGUCUGGACAGGCCAAUUAUUUCAUUACCAUCCCAAUAUGACAAAAUAAGUGCUAAAGUGUAAAACAGAACAUUGAUGACAUAUUUUCAGUACUUACAGUGAGGGAAAAAAAGUAUUUGAUCCCCUGCUGAUUUUGUAUGUUUGCCCACUGACAAAGACAUGAUCAGUCUAUAAUUUUAAUGGUAGGUUUAUUUGAAUAGUGAGAGACAGAAUAACAACAACGAAAUCCAGAAAAACGCAUAUAAAAAAUGUUAUAAAUUGAUUUGCAUUUUAAUGAGGGAAAUAAGUAUUUGACCCCUCUGCAAAACAUGACUCAGUACUUGGUGGCAAAACCCUUGUUGGCAAUCACAGAGGUCAGACGUUUCUUGUAGUUGGCCACCAGGUUUGCACACAUCUCAGGAGGGACUUUGUCCCACUCCUCUUUGCAGAUUGUCUCCAAGUCAUUAAGGUUUUGAGGCUGACGUUUGUCAACUCGAACCUUCAGCUCCCUCCACAGAUUUUCUAUGGGAUUAAGGUCUGGAGACUGGCUAGGCCACUCCAGGACCUUAAUGUGCUUCUUCUUGAGCCACUCCUUUGUUGCCUUGGCCGUGUGGGACUUUGCGGGUGCUGCAGGAUUUCAGUCCUUCACGGCGUAGUGUGUUACCAAUUGUUUUCUUGGUGACUAUGGUCACAGCUGCCUUGAGAUCAUUGACAAGAUCCUCUCGUGUAGUUCUGGGCUGAUUCCUCACCCUUCUCAUGAUCAUUGCAACUCCAUGAGGUGAGAUCUUGCAUGGAGCCCCAGGCCGAGGGAGAUUGACAGUUAUUUUGUGUUUCUUCCAUUUGCGAAUAAUCGCACCAACUGUGGUCACCUUCUCACUGAGCUGCUUAGCGAUGGUCUUGUAGCCCAUUCCAGCCUUGUGUAGGUCUACAAUCUUGUCCCUGGCAUCCUUGGAGAGCUCUUUGGUCUUGGUCAUGGUGGAGAGUUUGGAAUCUGAUUGAUUGAUUGCUUCUGUGGACAGGUGUCUUUUAUACAGGUAACAAGCUGAGAUUAGGAGCACUCCCUUUAAGAGUGUGCUCCUAAUCUCAGCUCAUUACCUGUAUAAAAGACACCUGGGAGCCAGAAAUCUUUCUGAUUGAGAGGGGGUCAAAUACUUAUUUCCCUCAUUAAAAUGCAAAUCAAUUUAUAACAUUUCUGACAUGCGUUUUUCUGGAUUUUUUUGUUGUUAUUCUGUCUCUCACUGUUCAAAUAAACCUACCAUUCAAAUUAUAAACUGAUCAUUUCUUUGUCAGUGGGCAAAUGUACAAAAUCAGCAGGGGAUCAAAUACUUUUUUCCCUCACUGUAUAGGCUGAAAUGCCAGGUGAUUCUAGUGUUAAAUGCCAAGUCCAGUCACAAUUCAGUUUUUCCUGUGUUUUAUAUCAUAUUGUACAACAGCUGAUGAAACUUAACACUGUAAAAGUGUGGGGGAAAAAGCAAUUUGAUUUCUCUAUACUAACUGGUUAAAAAUGCAAUCUACACAGGACCUUCUAAUCAGCAGGUUUGCAUUGGCAGGAGUUUUGACUUUCCAUGGUGACAUCACCAUGCGGUAAAUUGGUUAAUAGACCAAUAACAAAGACUUUCAAACCUCUCUGCCAAUAACGAGUUGUUUUCAGUUUUCCCCUCCCUACUCAGACCCCUCCCAGACAUUCCUAGCAAAUUUCUUCCUUGAGAAAUAUUAUUUAGCUAAAAAGCUUUUUUUGCCUAUUUUAAGGGAAAUCUAUUACAGUAAGGUACUUAAUUGUUACCCAGAAAUGAUUUUAUAUUGAUAUAAAAACGACUGCAUUGGGCCUUAAGGAAAGGGGCCAUUGGUGGAUAUCAGCCAAUGAGCCAUGUCUUGACCAUUCACAUGACUAAGAUCCAGCUAGCUAGCCAAUCGCAAUCAGUUUUGCCAACUUAGCGACUUUGUCGCUAUAUUUAGUGAGUAUUCAGACCCCUCUAGCGACACAUUUUCAAAAAAGCGACUAGCGACAAAUCUAGCAACUUUUUCUGGUGUUAUUGGAGACUCUGACGUGAAAGCACGUAUCGUUCUUACUCUUCUCAACGAGCAGCGGGUGCUGCCGUGGGGGUGGGGGCCCCACCCCUGUCCCAAAGCACUCACAGGCGGCCCAGUCCUCGCGCAGCUUUUUACUCACUUUUUGUCUCUCCCACGAUGUUAUUCCUCCCUCCUACAGCGUCCAUCUCAAUUACAUGCACAUGGCCAAUUAUGCAAAUUAAGUGAUGAUGUCAUGUAGCAACUUUUAGGACAGCCAAUAGCUACUUUCCUUACUGAGGAGAUGGCAACACUGAUCGCAAUGCCAGCAGGGGCAGAAUCAUUUCCUUCUUUUGAUGAAAAAUCUUCUUAUUUUUUCACAUGUAACCUCUUUGUUGAGUGUAGACUCUACAUUUAAUUUGGCUGGCUGGUUGACACUGGUUGUUAGCAACGCAACCUAUUCUAAUAUCUCUACACACACCCCAUCACACUCGCAUGCUUCUCUCACGAGUCUCCCUUCCUGGUCCCUCAGUCAACGCUAACUGUGUUGGGGUCAGAGGAGGUGCCACUGAGCAUGAGGACAAAGUCCACUCUAAUUAAAAUGGGCCCUGGUAUUUUUGUAAGCCAGUGCGAGAGGCAUUCUGCUCUCUCCCACAAUGGCUUCUCAGUCAGUGUCCCGAGUGUCUCGAGAGAUUUCUCAAUUUCAUUUGUUACAUGGCCGUUGAGGUGAGAGGUGUCAACAUUCACGCUAACACUAUCAUCUUCAGAAGAGUACUGAAUGUAAUGCUAUAGAGUAUAACAUGGAGGACUAUAGUCAGGUGAAUGAAUUAUGACUUUUCCAUGACAAAAAAAAACAUGUGAAAUCACAUUUUCACAUGUGAAAUAGCUGUUUUCACACGUUGAGCUUAAAUUUAGAGUUCACAUGUUAACACUACCUUUUCACAUGUGAGGAGAAUAACGUUUCACAUUUUUAUAAAACUUUCACAUUUGAGAAACUUCUGAAGUCGAGAACAAAAUUCUUAGUAUUGCAAACAAAAAUAAUGAUAUUGAAAGCAAAACAAACUCAAAAGUAUUGAUAGCAAAACAAAAUAUUGCACAGAUUUUUUUUGGGGCGAGAGCAAAUAAAUUGUAAAUGGAUGCAACAAAAUCAGUGAUACCAAAUAAAUGAUAACGCAAUUAAAUAAAACGCCUCCCUCUUUCCUGUAAUUUCCCCUGUCUUUGGUUAUGUCACCCUGACAAUGGCUUUCGCUGCAUUUUUUCCAGUGGGAAGUUUUGGCACAUUCAUUCCAGCAACAUAGCACCCUGCAUCCCACUGCUGGUUUGCCUCUGAUGGAAGACAGAUGUAGCUGGAAGUGGUGAAAGUAAUCAUGUGAAGGGAAAAACACGAGAUUUGUUCAUGUGAUUUUCUUCAUGUUUUCUUUGUAAGGGUUGUGACUGAAAACUCUUACUCACUCUCUCUUUCUCAUUCUGUUUUUCUCAUUCAUUGUCCAGGCCACGAACCAUCAAUGUUUCUUUUUCUUUUAAAAGCGUCUUCUUCAUGUAAUGCUAUAUCAAUUAAAUUGUUCUCUCUGGCUUCCCUCCACUCUGACUCUGUCAGGAAAGGCUGUGUUCCUGGCCAGGGACAAGCACCACCUGGCCGACCUGAGCCACCUGAUUCGCCAUGACGCUCCCUACCUCUUCCAGGAGUACGUGAAGGAGUCGCACGGCCGCGACGUCCGGGUGGUGCUGGUGGGCGGCCGCGUCAUCGGCUCCAUGCUGCGCUGCUCCACCGAUGGACGCAUGCAGAGCAACUGCUCCCUGGGUGAGUGAUGCUGGGCAGAGGAGAGGAGGAUAUUCAGCCACUCUUGGAGGACAAUGGGAGUUAUAUAUUUUUUAUGCUUAUUUAUAAAAAAAUGAACACAUUUCAGCUUGUAGCCUUCAUCAGGGUUUUACAGACAGAAAAUAAAGGAGGCUUGAGUGAUACUGGACAGGCAGGUCCCCUAGGGCUGCCAGUGUCACCACAGUGACCGCACAGACACCCACUGGUGGGUCCUCUGCAAAGUUUGUCUCCAGUGGUUAGGUCUAUAGACAGGGGUGCACAUAACUGGUACACAGGUACGCAAGCACAACAAAAAUCAGGAAUGCGUAAUGCCACUUGUGUUACUACGCGCCUUUGUGUACUUGGCCGAUCUUCUCAUCUAACCUUACACAUGACAUGUUGCUUGUCAACUACUGUCAGGGAUGUCCAAAAAGCAACAGACAUUAAGCAGCUUCUUUGGCAUUUCGCCACCUACAAAGAAACGGCAACUGGAGCCAGAGCCGAAGAAAAUACUUUUUUUUGGAAAAGUGGCUCCAAGAUGUGCAGUGGCUUGAAGCUAACGAUGAGCGCACUGAAAUGUGGUGCAAGAUUUGCCGCUCAAAUCCACAUCUAACAGACAAAACAGGUGCAUUUUAUAAAGGCUCAAAGAAUUUCAACCAUCCUUUAUUUGACAAACAUGAAAAGAGCAAUGAGCACACGAAUGUGGCGCAAGCCAUUGCUAAACAAGCUAGCCGAGAAGAAAUGUCCAGUCGCCCACUUGCCAGAUGGCGAGACAAGCUGAAUGAAGAACAGCGGCAAGCUCUGUUUAAUAUUUUUCUCCUCGCCUUCAAUGAAGCUAAACACGCACGUCCCAUGUCUUCCUAUUCUGAGGAUGUUCCUUUACUGAAGCGGCUAGGAGUAAAUGUCGGAGGUGCAUAUCAUUCACGUGAAGGGGACACACGGAUCAUGCAGAGCAUCGCUCACACCAUCAGCAGGGAGUUACGAGCCAAGUUGCAGUCUGCUGAAUUUUGGGGGCUUCUUUUUGAUGGAUCUGAGGACAUCACAAAAACUGAGCAGGAAAUCGUUUACAUUGUGUCUGUGUCCAGCAACGGAGAGUUUACUUCAGACUUUAUUGGACUGAUUGAAUUGGGUGCUGACCGAACCGCGCAGGCCAUAACAGACGGACUUGUGAGACUUUUCCAGGACACAGGCUUGGAUGACUGGACAACAAAGUUGGUCGCUGUGUGCACAGACGGGGCUGCUGUCAACGUAGGUAUCUACAACGGGGUUGUGCCAAAAUUCCGGCAACUUGCUGCGGUUGGAGACUCCCUUGUGCACAUUCUGUGCACCGCACACACACUGGAGAAUUGCGCGAAAUCAGCUGAUCGCAACGUUCCUUACUGUGAGAUAUUUAAUCGCUCUGUGGUCAAGCUGCUGCAGUUUUAUUUACAAAAAGGUGGAGCAAAAAAAACUGCUGCACUGAAUAAGCUAUGUGAAGAAAAUGGGAUCUCCUUUGUGAAACUGGGUAAGUUUCAUAAUAUCAGAUGGUCUGCAUGGAGGCAUGAAACACUGUUAAAAAUAUCAAGACUAUUGCCAGCCAUUAAAAUGCAACUGGUUACGAGUGAUAACAGUGACUUGCAGCAUAUGUGCACAGAGCGUUUUCAGUGCUUUCUGUCAAACAUGCUUGACAUUUGCAACAUUUUGAAGACCACAUCCAUUAGGUUUCAGAAGGAAAAGCUGACCAUUGGAGAAUGUAAGGAUGAACUCAUGGUGGCCAUUGGACAGUUCACACUUCUGCUUGAUGGUGAAAGCCACAGGGCACACACUGUUUCCAAUGCUGAUGCUGACAGAGACAAGACACACUUACUCAGGGGGUAAUUGAAGAGUUUGAAAUCAGAUAUGAAUCCCUCAAGUCAUGUGAUAAUUUCUUAGUAUUUGAUCCUUCAACAUGGCCUCAGGAAAUGCAAGACCUCCACAGUUUUGGAAACACAACCGUUUGCAGCAUUCUCAAGAAAUAUGAGGCCACCUUGCAACUUGACAAAGAUACCACUGUGACAGAAUGGAUGCGCUUAAAGCAGGCAGGAAAACGCCUGGGAGCCUCUUCUGUGUAUGACUUGGUCCAAAUAGUAAAUACAAGUAACCCAGAUGCUUACUCCAACAUCAACAAGGUGGUUAAGCUGUCUCUUAAACUGCCUUUAAGCAGUGCAGCUUGUGAGAGGGGAUUCUCACAUCUCAACAUAAUAAAAACCAAGUACAGAUCUCGUCUGUCACAUGCUCGUCUCUCAGCCCUGAUGCACAUUCACCUGUCAAAGAAGACCACAGAGACAUUUGACCCAAAGCCUGCUGUUGACCUGUGGAUGGAGACAGCUAAUCGGAGGCUCAACCAAGGACAGGGAGGUGCAUCUACAGCAUCUUCAUCAUCUACCAUGCAAGAAGCUGAAGCAGAGGACAGUGGUGGCGACACAGAAGAGGACAGUGGUGGCGACAGUGAGGAAGACUGUACUUAUGAAGACCACGCUACAUAUGGGGUGAGUACCAGACACCAUCUGCUGGUACUCACCUGAGUAACUCACUGAAAAAGUUAUGUGCACCCCUGUCUAUAGACUUGUUAUUGCUAGAGAGAACCAAGGUCAGGGCCAAAUCAGUUUCAUAAAGUUCCAUAAAAUGAAUUAGCCUUUUUUUAUAUACUAUAUUAUUUUCAGUGAAUGAGAUUAUUUCUUUAGUUGGCUAAGAAACAUAUGGAACGGACCCUGAACAUGCUAUUUCCAUUUUUUUAUGUUAGGAAACCACAUCAGAGCACAGGGGACAGUGAGAGGAGCAGUGCACUUGAAUUUGGCCACAGAAGGACAAUAUAGUUGUCUUGAACGUGACUUUGCUUUUGAUGACGUCUGCAGUUUUACGCUAGCAAACACACUCAUGUCUUGUGACAUUUUGGGGUCAUCAGUCCUCAAUUGUUCCAAUAGUUUUUUAACAAAAUGUUGUUUGUCUUACGCAAGCAUAGAUUCUCGGUUGCUCUGGCUUACUUACAUAGUAUAUGAUUUAUUUGUUUGUCCAUCCUAUUUCUAUCUAUUGCUCUAAACUAAAUACAAAUCAUUCCACAUUUCACAAUACAUUAAGAAAUAGUUGCCCUGGGAGUUGGUCACUGUUUUCUCUGUCCUGUCAUUCCUCGCCGUAGAGGCCUCAGAGAAUGUGAAUUAUGUGAAUGUAAGGCACACAGUGAACAGUCCACAGAUAGCAGCUACUGGCGUGUGUGCGGUACUGACGUACCUGUCUUUCCAUUCUGCCCUCGUCUCCCGCAGGCGGCGUGGGGAUGAUGUGCCCGCUGAGUGAGCAGGGCAAGCAGCUGGCGGUGCAGGUGUCCAACAUCCUUGGCAUGGACGUGUGCGGCAUUGACCUGCUGCAGCUCAACGACGGCUCGUUCGUGGUGUGCGAGGCCAACGCCAAUGUGGGCUUCAUUGCCUUCGAUCAGGCGUGUGGCAUGGACGUGGCGGGCAUCGUGGCCGACUACGCCCUCUCGCUGCUGCCCAGCCGCCUCACACGCAAGAUGUCGCUGCUCUCGGUGGUGUCCAGUGCCAGCGAGACUAGCAGCGAGCCUGAGGUGUGCCCGGCGCCCAGCAGCGUAUUGCCCGAGGCCGUGUGCAACAUGAGCGUGGGCUCCACUUCUAGUGAGAGCGACCCCGAGCUGGCCGAUACCACCCCGCAGCCCACGAUCCGC
This is a messenger RNA of Coregonus sp. 'balchen', 10374 nucleotides long. NCBI's taxonomy places the organism in Eukaryota, Metazoa, Chordata, Actinopteri, Salmoniformes, Salmonidae. The record is from the annotation of a GenBank genome assembly.